Messenger RNA from Hemiscyllium ocellatum (epaulette shark), 2391 nucleotides. RefSeq names its product multiple epidermal growth factor-like domains protein 8. The annotation marks the transcript as partial. NCBI's taxonomy places the organism in Eukaryota, Metazoa, Chordata, Chondrichthyes, Orectolobiformes, Hemiscylliidae. Gene Ontology annotation, molecular function: protein binding. Gene Ontology annotation, cellular component: Golgi apparatus. The transcript has 14 exons. The record is from RefSeq and is a predicted model, not a curated record.
AUGGCCCUGACUGCUGUGCUGUGGUAUCCUGGUGAUUGAGGCCUGGCUGUUGGCCAGCUUUGCUGCUGACCCUGGCAGACACUGUGGCUACAAGAGGGCAGGAUGGGAGUGACAGCGUUGGCAGCGAGCAGGGGCAGGAGGCCAGGAGCAGUCCACAGUCCAGCCUUGCUUCACCUGUUGCUGCUGCUGCUGCUGGGACACCGAGGCCGUGCUGGAGAAUGCAAGGGGCACCGACAGGAACUGAGCCAGCAGCCGGGCUACGUGACCGACGGCCCAGGAAACUACUCCGUCAGUGGCAACUGCGAGUGGCUGAUCCGAGCCCCGAACAGCAGUUUCCGCAUCAUUCUGACCUUCAUGUUCCUGGACACGGAGUGCGCCUACGACUACCUCUUCAUUUAUGAUGGUGACUCCUACAGCAGCCCCCUGCUCGCCAGUCUCAGUGGCAACACUCUGCCUGAACCCAUCGAAGCACGGUCUGGAAAGAUGCUCCUCCACCUGUUCAGUGAUGCCAAUUACAACCUGCUGGGCUUCAAUGCCACCUACACGUUCACGCUGUGUCCCCGGGGAUGCUCUGGGCAUGGGACAUGUGACCUCUCUGGGAGCUGCACCUGUCAUUUUGGCUGGAGUGGAGUGGCCUGUAAUAUCCAGAACUGCAGUGAUACCUGUGGGCCCUAUGGACACUGUGUGGCAGCUCAGCAUUGCCAGUGUCAGCCAGGGUUCAUCGGUCACAACUGUGACCUUUCUCUCAAUGACAACCAGAGCGCAGGGAGUUGGUACAAUGUCAGCAGGUCAGACCCAGAGUUUACAGGACGCACAGCAGCUGCUGGAACCUACCUCAACACCACCAACUCUCUCUACAUCUUCGGGGGGUUUGAUCUGAACCAAGUCCUGGGUGACCUCGUUCGAUAUAACUUCACGAGUAACCAGUGGUACCGGAGUACAGCCCGUCCGUCUCCGCCGGCCCGACACUCUCACAGUGCCGUCGAGUGGAGGGGCCGCCUGCUGAUCUUUGGUGGCCAGUUGGCGAAUGGCUCGCUGCUCAGUGACGUCUGGCUGUAUGAGGCUGUCCCCGAGAGCUGGAAGCUGCUGUCAGCAUCGACCUCUCUCACUCCACCCGGACUGGCUUCCCACGCAGCCACCCUGGUCGAUCACUAUCUGUAUGUGUACGGGGGCCGGACGGAUGUUGACCGGUUCAGUUCUCGGAUGUUUCGGUUUAAUCUUCUGAACUGGAUCUGGGAGGAGGUCGUUCCGACUGGAGGGAAGAGCCCAGCCAUAGCUGCUCACUCCAUGGUUUUCCACCCGGCAUCACGGACAUUACUGAUCUUCGGGGGACAUCGGGUCUCUCCCCGGUUCAGCUUUCGGACGAACACGACCAAUAUCUUCCACGUGGACGAGCGAUACUGGACCGAGCUGCGAUCCACUCCAUCUCCCAGCAGCCCUCGGGAACGGGCCUUUCACACUGCCACCAUCGUUGGCAACUAUAUGGUGGUGUACGGUGGGAACGUACACAUUCACUAUCAGGAGGAGAAGUGUUACGAUGGAGACAUUUUCUUCUACCAUCUGGACUGUCACCAGUGGGUCUCCAGCGAAGAGCUCCGGCUCUCGGUCAGUGCCGGGGACGGGCCGCAGAGUCAAUCCUUCCGUGGAAGGUAUUCCCACGUAGCAGCGCUGAUGAAUGGGAAUAUUCUGCUGGUUGCUGGCGGUUACAGUGGCUACCCGAUGGGUGACCUCGUUGCCUACAAGGUCCCCAUCUUCGUGUCGCAGGUCUUAGUCCAAAACGUACACCUGGAUUACUGCUCACUGUACAGGCUGGAGGCUGCCUGUAACAAGGACCCAGAGUGUGUGUGGUGUCAGGCCCAGUGUCAGAGUUAUCAGCAGCACAGUCCGUGUCCACACGUGGCGUGCCUUGGGUUGGCGAAACAGCUGUCAGAUUGCCAGGCGUGUCUGGUGUUCGGACAGAGCUGGGAGUCUCUGCCUCAGGCUCCAGUCUCCCUCGGAUGGUGUGUUCAGACCAGCACCUGCCUCCCUGUCACAGAUCAGGCCAGCUGUCAGGUGGAUCCGGUCGCAGGGAUCGCCGGCUGGUGGGGAUCAGACACCACCUUCAUUACAGCACUGCAGCAGUGUCAGAGACUCAACUUCCAGCCAGGCCUCCAUCUGGUAACCUACCUGAACCCACCAAACAUCUCCCAGCCAGACAAGGUGGUGGUGAUGCGGAGAGCCGUGUUUGUGGAGAAUCCGAGUGUGGAGCUGGAGGAGCUGAUGGUUUUCCAGGGAUUUGUCCACCCACUGUUCGACUCCCCGUCUCCCUCCGACAGCGUCAUGGUCAAACUGCAGCUUCAGCGGCUCAACGUCGUGGCAAAGAUUGGCCGCACUGCCAACAGCCUGGAGAUG